This is a messenger RNA of Chinchilla lanigera (long-tailed chinchilla), 1659 nucleotides long. RefSeq names its product collagen alpha-1(I) chain-like. The coding region runs from base 1 to 1659 and encodes 552 amino acids. The record is from RefSeq and is a predicted model, not a curated record. The transcript has 4 exons. NCBI's taxonomy places the organism in Eukaryota, Metazoa, Chordata, Mammalia, Rodentia, Chinchillidae.
AUGGCGAGGUCUGUAAACAAAAGCGAGCCCCACGCGGGUCCCCGGCCGGGUGCGGAGCAGCAGCAGACCAGCAGCGCUGGAUUUCGCUUCCAGUGCCCGCUCCCGGGCCCUCCGCGCGUCCCCAGCCCCGGGUACCCGCUCCAGGCUCUCCAGCCGGGGCGCCCGGCCCGGAGCGCCGCACGGAUGGCCAAGGUGAGCGCCCCGCCGCUCUGCAGAAAAGCCAGGCCCGUGAGUGCCCGAGACAGCCCCGAGAUGCACACACAGACACACGCACGGCGCGCGCGCGCCCUCCCUGAAGUUGAUUUAAAAAUCCGCCGACAGAUGCACAGCGAUGCCUCCGCCGCAGGUCAGCGCCGACCUCCGGGUGACGCCUGGGCACUGUCAUCGGGCGCCGGGCACCAGGGCCCCGCGCACUCGCCUCCUCCUGGGCACUCCUCCUCGCGAGGGAUCCUUCUCGUGCCUUCCUCUCCCAGAUCCCCCAUUCCCAAGUGUGUGCGCACGAAAACAAUACGCAGAGAGCCAGACCAGGGGGAGCUAGGACCCGCCGGGAGCCCCAGGGUGCGGGAGACGGGGUCAGGACGUGCCCGGCACGGGCGCACGGCUCCGGGCAUCCCAUCCCCAUCCCUCGGGGCAGCUCGGCCCGGCCCUGCCCGGCCCGCGGGACUCACCUGGGACGUUCGUCCCGGAUCCCCGGGCCCGCGCCGGGCACAAUGCGGGAUCGCCGGGCCCCUGGGGCUGCGGGCUCCGAAGCGAUCUCCGCGCUGCAGAGCUGCGCGCCCGACGGCGGCGGCGCAGAUCUGCCCGGCCGCGCUCCGAGCCGCUCCCCCGCAGCCAAUGGGAGCUGUCACGGCGCCGCCACCGGAGGCCUUGGGGGCGGAGCCGCGGGAGCCCGUGGGAAACCAAGCUCCGAUUGGAUCGCCUGACAAUCGCUCCGCCUCCGACCAGCCAAUCAGAGACGGCGGAGACGGGAGCGGGGCGUUCGGAGUUGGGCUGGAGAGUCACAACAGCCGCACUCCGGGUUCCCGCGCUGCAUCCCGGCCCGCGUCCGCGGCUAGGAGGAGGCUGGCGCCGCGCGCUCCGCAGGACGCCCUCAGGCUCCGGGGGCGCAGCCUCGAGAGACGGCGGGUCCGCCAAGCUGCCUGUCAACUGUCCGAGGCGGAGGUGGCCAAUGACGUGCGGCGCAGGAGUCGGAGUUGGCGCGCGCGCGCGGUUCGGCGUCGGUGGGAUUGGUCGGAGGCGAAGGCUUCUCCUGCUGCCGGAGGCGGGGAGCGGGCCGAGGCGGCGGGAGCCGGGGCGUCGUACCUGCCGCACGUGGUCGGCUGGAGCCCCGCAGCCGGCUCGGAGGGGCCGCGGGAAGUUUUUAAGAGAGAAAAAAAAGAGUCCCAACGCGGCCCCUCUGCGUGGAUGCCCGGGGAGGUUAGAGGGGCGCGCGAGGACCCGGUUCCGAGCCUGCGGGGAGCCCGCGUCCCUCCCGGGCCGGAGCUCGCCCUCGCGCGGAGAACCCCGGACACCCCGGGCGCCGCAGAGGCGGGGCUGGAGCGCGCUGCGUCGGACGGGGAGGACUGCUCCCCGGGAUUCAGCCCACCAAGCCCCUCGCCGGGCCAGCGUGGCUGGCAGGGCACCGGGCCCCGGGGCAGCAGGGCCUUGCAGGGCUCCUGA